Rubroshorea leprosula is the source of this 524-nucleotide messenger RNA. The record is from the annotation of a GenBank genome assembly. Lineage: Eukaryota; Viridiplantae; Streptophyta; Magnoliopsida; Malvales; Dipterocarpaceae.
AUCAAAUUUUUAUUUUUUUGGUGCCAUAAGGAAAUAUAAUUAAACUUAAAUAGGAAUGAGGUACAUAGGUAAUUCAGCCAGAUUCUGACAAUAUGUUACAAAACAUGAUUGAAGGGCAAACUGAAAAGACCAAAAUUAAGGAGUCCUUUAUUGAAGCGCCAAACUUUACUGGUGUCUGGUGAUGAAAUCUUUAUUUGGUAUUUUUUUUCAUCACCAAUCAAAUCUUUAUUGGUGAUGAAAAAAAUGACCUUUCCAAAAAUAAAAGGCAAAGGUAGCAUUGCUUUCUAAGAGCAUGGCCUAUGGUCAGAAUGACCUAGAAAAAAUGGAAAAAGUAAAGGUAAGAAGAAUGGCGUUCAGAAAAAAAAGCAAAGGUGAGCAUGGCAUUUCAAAAAGAAAAAGGUAAAGGUAAGCAUGACCUGAGUAGGGCAGCAUCCCAUUCGCUUUGUCAGUUGACUAUAGACCUUAGGUUCCCGAUCAGUGUUUUACUCUAGUUUUUUAUUUUUUAAAAAAAUUUAUUAAAUUAA